Molecule: messenger RNA, 1256 nt
Organism: Diospyros lotus (date-plum)
Lineage: Eukaryota; Viridiplantae; Streptophyta; Magnoliopsida; Ericales; Ebenaceae
Exons: 5
Coding region: 172-933 (253 amino acids)
Biological process (GO): mitochondrial proton-transporting ATP synthase complex assembly
Cellular component (GO): mitochondrion
Source: RefSeq, a predicted model, not a curated record
CAAAGCCUGAAGACCCGGACGCCCUUUCUUUUAUCCCUCCCAGUCUCGACACUCGGCCGUCCGGCGUCUCUUCUCGGCGAUCAACAUUGCCAUUUUUACAUUUAUCUUCUCUUGCUCUUCAACAGACUCAUUUAUUUGUUCGCUGCAUCGUUACAACGUCGAAGCUUGUAUAUGAUGCAGGGUUUAUUAACCAAAGGCACUUCACGGAGGGCGUUAUCCGCUUUGGGAAAUAAAUUUGUCAACGCUUCAUGUUCUUCUUUCCUGCAAAAACAAUAUUUCAUCACGUCUUCAUUGCAUGGAGAAGUCAUCAAAUGUCAAAAACAAGCUAUUCCUGGUGAUUUUUUGAAAUGGGGUUCCCUUGGUUUCUGUAGAACCUCAAGGUUUGCCACUGGAUUCACUCCACUGCAACCUAAGCCAUUGGAUUCAAUUAUUGACAUUGAAAGGGCUAAUAAUCAAUCACCCGAGGACCUUGCCACCAUUUGGGAUGAUUAUCACAUUGGUAGAGGUCAUAUUGGUACUUCUAUGAAAGCAAAAUUGUAUCGUCUCUUGGAACAAAGGGCAGUACAUUGCCGGUACUUUGUCAUUCCUUUGUGGAAAGGAAGUGGUUAUACAACAAUGUUUGUUCAAGCCCAGAUGCCACACAUGCUGUUUACUGGCCUUGAAGAUUACAAAGCUAGAGGAACCCAAGCUGCACCCUAUCUCACUGUUUCUUAUUACACAGAAUUUGCUGAAACCAAGGAUUUGGUGCUUAUUCGAGGCGACAUUGUGUUCACCAGCAAGCUUACUGACUCUGAGGCAAAAUGGCUUCUGGAGACUGCACAAUCCUUCUACUUGAAUGAUGUAAGGUACAAGUUGGUCGAACGGUUCAACAGAGAGACACAGGAAUUCGAGUUCAAGGAUGUCUUGCGAGCAUUGGACAUGCCCAUCUUGUAGUUUCUCCAAAAACAAAGUAUUUUGGUCUUAACAGCGACUCAAGAAGAAUCUGCAGCACCGUAUGGAGUUUCAUCCUCUGCUUUCUGCCCAUUAUAUUAGUGAAGACUGAUUCUCUUCUUUUGUUUUCUAUCCAAAUUAUAGCGGAUGUAUAAUUCUAGAUGAACUGUUAAUUUAGAAUAUUAUUAAGUUAUUCAAACAUCAUGUGCCAAAAAGAUAUUUGAUUCCCAUAAGCGCCUCAUGUUUGUUUGGCGGCUUUUUUUGGGUAAAUUAUAAGCAAUAAUUUUCACCAUUUCUAGGGUACCCACCACCACCAGGGUAGAAAA